GCCCAGCGGCUAAGAGAGUCACGUGAAAGUGGGCGGUGGACGCGCAGCGGGGCUGGCGGCGGCUGCGUCUCUAUGGUCGUCAGAGGUGGGCGGCUUUCCCAGAGUGGCUGCUAAAGCUGGAGCUCGGACGGGAUGUUUCGUCUUAACGCCCUGUCUGCAUUGGCAAAACUAGCUGUGGGCUCCCGAUGGUACCAUGGAGCAUCUCAGCCCACACAGACCAAGCGAAGACUGAUGAUGGUGGCCUUCCUGGGAGCAUCCGCAGUGACUGCCAGUUCUGGUCUCUUAUGGAAGAAGGCUCAUGCAGAGUCUCCGCCAUGCGUCAACAACAAAAAGGCUGACGUUGGUGAUAAAGGCAAGACUAAAGAUGAAGGGGAAGUCUCCUGCCACGAAGGAAGGGCUGCGGAUGCCGGGGCCGAGCCUUACCCGGAAGAGAAAAAGAAGAAGCGUUCUGGAUUCAGAGACAGAAAAGUGAUGGAAUAUGAGAACAGGAUCCGAGCCUACUCCACACCAGACAAAAUCUUCCGAUAUUUUGCCACCUUGAAAGUAAUCAACGAGCCUGGAGAAGCAGAAGUGUUUAUGACGCCCCAGGACUUCGUGCGAUCCAUAACCCCAAAUGAAAAGCAACCCGAACACUUGGGCCUGGACCAGUAUAUAAUAAAGCGCUUUGACGGAAAGGAGUUCUGGCAGACAGAGAAAAUUGCCCAGGAACGAGAAAAAUUUGCUGAUGAAGGCAGCAUAUUCUACACCCUUGGAGAAUGUGGGCUCAUCUCCUUCUCCGACUACAUUUUCCUUACAACUGUUCUCUCCACUCCUCAGAGAAAUUUUGAAAUUGCUUUCAAGAUGUUCGACUUGAAUGGAGAUGGAGAAGUAGACAUGGAGGAGUUUGAGCAGGUUCAGAGCAUCAUUCGCUCCCAGACGAGCAUGGGCAUGCGGCACAGAGAUCGCCCCACUACUGGGAACACCCUCAAGUCUGGCUUAUGUUCGGCCCUCACAACCUACUUUUUUGGAGCGGAUCUCAAAGGAAAACUCACCAUCAAAAACUUCCUGGAAUUUCAGCGAAAACUUCAGCACGAUGUUCUGAAGCUCGAGUUUGAACGCCAUGACCCGGUGGAUGGACGAAUCACUGAGAGGCAGUUUGGUGGCAUGCUGCUGGCCUACAGCGGAGUGCAGUCCAAGAAGCUGACCGCCAUGCAGAGACAGCUGAAGAAGCACUUCAAGGAUGGGAAGGGCCUGACUUUCCAGGAGGUAGAGAACUUCUUCACUUUCCUGAAGAACAUUAAUGACGUGGACACUGCGUUAAGCUUUUACCACAUGGCCGGAGCAUCUCUCGAUAAAGUGACCAUGCAGCAGGUGGCCAGGACAGUGGCGAAGGUGGAGCUCUCAGACCACGUGUGUGACGUGGUGUUUGCACUCUUUGACUGCGACGGCAAUGGGGAGCUGAGCAAUAAGGAGUUUGUUUCCAUCAUGAAGCAGCGGCUGAUGAGAGGCCUGGAGAAGCCCAAGGACAUGGGUUUCACCCGGCUCAUGCAGGCUAUGUGGAAAUGUGCCCAAGAAACUGCCUGGGACUUUGCUCUGCCCAAAUAGGGUCUCACUGCCUGCACCCUAGCACCUGGACCCCUGGAGCAGCCCUUCAUGCUGCUGCCGCUGCUUCUGGGAGUAGUGCCCCCCCUCUUUCUGGGAAUGACCUCUGGGCUCAGCAGGCUUCCCUCUUCACCCUUCCCUGACCCAGUCAGUUGCUACUAGACUUCAAAUUGGCUGCCAGAUCAAAGGUUUUUAAAAACAUGGACAAGUCUUCAAAGUGGAGACUUUAACUCCUUCAACUAGUGCCCUAUGGAUAAAGAAUGCAGGGAGACCUCCGGAUACCCACCAGCCCUGGGGAGCACCCACCCUUCCAGGCUCUCUCCCUCCCGACACCCACCAGCCCUGGGGAGCCCCCCCUCUCCAGGCUGUCUCACUGUGGAUUUAUCUUAAGAACAUCCCCUGCUCUUCUUCCUCCUGCUGUUCCUAAACUGCAAAUUUGGAAAUACUCUGGCGGGCAAGAGGAAGUCUGUGAGAAACGAUAAUGAAGGCGACCCUGGUGCCCCGAGCUGGCAGGAGGCCUGGUUGGAGGAUCUGUGGCAGACACAGCAGCUCCAGGAAGGCCUUGCGCUCCCAGCAGAAUUCCAGAGUCAAAGGAGCUGCCUCAUGGUCCUCAGUGCCCUCAUUUCCCUCCAAGGCUCCCAGUGUCACUUCCCCUGUCUAUGGGCUUGCCGAGCCCAGACCCGGCUCAGCCAAUCCUCCCUGUCUAAACACUCAUAAAAUAUCCCUUUAAUUAUACCAGUUUGCAGUAAAUAUC
Messenger RNA from Microtus ochrogaster (prairie vole), 2335 nucleotides. RefSeq names its product mitochondrial calcium uptake 1 (gene Micu1). NCBI's taxonomy places the organism in Eukaryota, Metazoa, Chordata, Mammalia, Rodentia, Cricetidae. Gene Ontology annotation, cellular component: uniplex complex. Gene Ontology annotation, molecular function: calcium ion binding. Bases 133 to 1584 code for a protein of 483 amino acids. The record is from RefSeq and is a predicted model, not a curated record. The transcript has 14 exons. Gene Ontology annotation, biological process: mitochondrial calcium ion homeostasis; calcium import into the mitochondrion.